This is a messenger RNA of Cyphellophora europaea CBS 101466, 2685 nucleotides long. RefSeq lists its product as uncharacterized. The coding region runs from base 1 to 2685 and encodes 894 amino acids. The record is from RefSeq and is a predicted model, not a curated record. The transcript is spliced from 2 exons. Gene Ontology annotation, cellular component: exocyst; cytoplasm. Gene Ontology annotation, molecular function: protein binding. Lineage: Eukaryota; Fungi; Ascomycota; Eurotiomycetes; Chaetothyriales; Cyphellophoraceae. Gene Ontology annotation, biological process: exocytosis; Golgi to plasma membrane transport.
AUGUCCCGCACCAGCCAGCCUAAGAAGGGCAGUCGAGGGAGCACGAAUCUCUCUCGAAGAGAUCCGCUCGCCUCCCUCAAGAUGACUGAUAUGGUGAUCUCGAAGCCCUAUCUACCACUGGAAGUCCUUUCGGUAGUAGUCGAGUACCUCAGUGUCCCCGACCUGCUUCGCUUCGCACGGGUGUCGCGCCGAAUGCAAGAGAUGGUUUACGACGACACCAGGUGGAUCUCGAGACUGAAAAGUAUGGACUGCUGGGAUGAGAGGGAGGCACGGCAACGAGCAGAUAGUUCGCGGUCCAGCGAUUUACAGGCCCCGCAGGCUCGGAGACGAAGCAUAAUAGAUCAGUCGAUCGUGAACGGUAAAGGCAGACCCAAUAUCCGUGUGUCUGGAGACGGGUUUGACGCCGUGGAACUUUCCUCGCCCACGCCGAAGACGCCCGCGCCGGUGCUUGAACUCGAUCCGCGCUCUGCACUCACUGUGUUCGACAGGGUUAGAUCUGUGCGCGGAAUGGCAAGGCACGAGUACGGGAAAAUUUACCGAGCCCUAGGUCGGUACUACCAGAACGCCAUCAGCGGCGUGAGGCCUAUGGAGGCUCUUGUCUUCAAGACUUACACGUUGCCCGAGGAACAAGCCAAGAUGCUAUCCCACGUCCGCAGGUUCGCCAGCAGCGAUUUCUCGCCUGGAGCUGAGGAGCGAGGCCAACAGAUCCAGGAGAUUGUCAAUGUCUUCGAUACGGCUGCAUUACUUGAAUUCCGCCAAGGGUACGAAUAUCGCGAUAUACAGGGCCGAAUGAAGCAGUAUGCGCACGUGAUGUUCAUUCUGAACGGCAGCAGUAGUGCGGUGGAACUCUUUUUGAAUGACAAUCGACUGAUGCAGAAGAAGGCGGAGCUGGGCAAUGCAUCCGACUGCGUUGACUACUCGUUGGGGUGGGGACAACUUUCUCUCGAAAAGGUGCAAGCAUACUUCGAGCGAUUGGCGGCAGCGUUUGCUGAGGAGGCCGCCGUUGUCAGAGCCGUCUUCCCGAAUGCCGAUGAGGUUCUGCUACAUCUACUAGACAGAACGGGCCAAGAGAUACUGUCCCCGUUCUUGACUUCACUGUUCGAGGAUGCCCGUGGGAGAAGCACAUCCGUCUACCUCAAAACGAUAUCAGGCACCUUCGCUGCCACGAGACAGUUGAUCGCGGAAUGUGGCGUCACCGCUGAAUCGAGUGAUGAGGCUCAAACACGAGCCAAUGCCGUUAUCGCACAGAUAUACGGUCCUCACCUGGAUAGCUACCUCGCUGAGGAGCUCGAGAACUUUAAACAUAAAGCUGACCAAGAGGUCGCUCAAUGGACACAAGCGCUACGCGACCAGGCCGAAUCUACCGAGACCUUCCUCAUGUCCAAUGUUAAUCGGCAAGCUGACAAGAAGGACUUUAUGUCCUCAUUCAAGAAGGUGGUCAUGAUGCCCGUCAACCUCCUGCCCAGCUUUUCCUCUGCUCCAUCCUCCAAGACCACUACCGCUCGCGCCCUCGUCAAUGGCGAUCACCCCUCCCGGUCCUCCACCCCAAAUCCGCUCACACAGCACCGCAGCGCCACUCCAUCCCUACCUCUGGAAGCGCCCACCACUGAACUUGCCGCCAAAGCCGCGUUGAUGAACACCCGCUUGGAAGGCAUUCGCUCACUCUUCUCCAUCGAAGUCGCCCUCAACCUCGUCCACGCCGCCAAAUCGAACCUAGAACGCGCCUCACAGUUCAUCGCAUUAGGCGACGCGCACGGCGCCGCAGCGCGCACCACCUGCAGCGACAUCUUCCGCUACCUGCUCUCCGCACUCGGCGAGCGACACGUCCGCGCUGGCUUCGACACCGCCAUCGAGCACCUAUCGCACUUCCAAUCCCGCAACCCGACCUCCGCUAGCACCGACACGCCCACCAGCACCACAGCCCAAGUAGCGCCCCUCACCACCUUCCUCGAGCUCGUCAACGUCGGCGACCUCAUCCAGCAAAUGAUCGCCGUCUUCUACGAAUCCGAACUGAUCCGCCUACGCAUCGUGCGGCGCGACGACCAACUCGACCCGGCCCACAAGGAAAAGCGCAAGUUCGAAGCCAUGCUGGACGAGCGCGUCGCCUCCGGCCUAGGCAAGGGCAUUGACGUCCUCAUCGAGGAAGUCGAGUACAUCUGCGCCACCACACAGUUACCCACCGACUUCUGUCCCGAGGGCAACGUCGUGGUGGACGUGGGCCCCACCGCCACGGCGAGAAAGGUCAUCGACGUCGUGGGUGGGCACACGGGCAUGCUGCACGGCGCGACGGAGAAGACGCUGCUCGACGUCUUCGUCGGCGAGGUGGGCCUGCGCCUGUUCGGCGCGCUGUGCAAGCACAUCAAGCGCCAGCGCAUCAGCACCGCGGGCGCCAUCCCCUUGAUCAGCGACAUGUCCGCCUACGCCAGCUACAUCGCCAGCUACAAGAACGCGGAGCUGAACAAUUACUUUGUCGCGCUGAGGGAGGUCGCGCAGCUGUAUCUGCUGGAGGCGGGCACGGAUGGCGAGGUCAAGGAGAUGGCGGGCGUUAUCAGUGAUGGUGAGAGGUUCCGUGGCGUGUUUGGCGUCGAGGAGGUGGUCGAAUUUGCCGAGAGGAGGGCUGACUGGUUGCUGAUUCGCGGGAGGGUCGAGAGGAGGGUCCAGGGGGAUAGUUGUGCGGUCAUGUGA